AUGCGAUCUCCCCUGCUGGCAGCUGACAUCGCUGCUUUGUGCAGGGCGAGGGCCUUGAGAGGUGCACCCGUGCCACUUCUGCCCCGCACGAUGGCCAGCGCAGCCAUCCCCACCUGGGAGAAGGUGUACAUCAACGGCCAAUGGAGUCGCCCGUCUUCGGCUAACCUUUUUGACGUGAUCGACUCCAACACGGGUAAGGUUUGCGCACGUGUUCCUGCUGCCGGCGUGGCGGAUGUGGACAAGGCAGUGGCGGCGGCGCGCGAGGCAUUUGUGUCCUGGGCCGAGAAGUCCCUGGACGAACGCAAGGCAGUCUUGCAGAAAGUCCUGGAGACAUGGCAGGGCAAGAAGGCGCAAGCUGCUGAGUGGCUCUGCAAGGAGCUUGGCUGCACGGCGACCUUUGCGAAGACGGUGCAGGUCAACAUGGUGGACUUCCAUCUCGGAACCAGUCUGAAGCUCGUUGACAUGGUCAAAUUUGAGGAGAAGAUGGCAUUCGGAUCGCUGGUGGUGCGAGAGCCUAUCGGUGUCGUUGGCUGCAUCACGCCGUGGAACUACCCGCUGAAUCAGAUUGCGGCCAAAGUCUUCCCUGCCAUGCUCGUGGGUUGCACCAUCGUUCUGAAGCCCAGUGAGGUCACCCCUGUUUGUGCAUACCUUCUUGCGGAGGCUGUGCAUGAGGCCGGAGUACCUCCUGGAGUUUUCAACAUGUUGAUGGGUGACGGACCAAACUGUGGAGAGGCCGUUGCAGCCCAUCCUGGUGUUGACAUGGUUAGCUUCACGGGCUCCACGCGAGCAGGUCGCCGAAUCUCCGAGGUGGGUGCGCAGACGUUGAAAGUGGUCCGCACAGAGCUUGGUGGCAAGAGUGCUGCGCUGCUGCUGGAGGACGCGGACCUGCCCAAGCUGGUCCCUAAGUUCAUGCAGACGUUGAUGAACAACAGUGGCCAAUCCUGCAAUGCACUGAGCCGGAUGCUGGUUCCGAAAACUCGCUAUGAUGAGGCUGUUGAGCUUGCAAAGAAGGUUGCUGAGAAGACCGUUGUCAGCUUUGCGCAAGAUGAGAAGGCCUCGAUAGGCCCGCUUUCCUCCCAAGCGCAAUGGGAGAAGGUGCAGGGCUACAUCCAAACCGGAAUCAAGGAGGGUGCCCGGUUGGUCACCGGGGGAUCUGGCAAGCCAGAUGGCCUGUCGGACGGCUUUUUUGUCAAGCCUACAGUCUUUGCAGACGUUGACAACAAAAUGACAAUCGCGCAAGAGGAGAUCUUUGGCCCCGUUCUGUCCAUCAUCCCCUAUACGACUGAGGAGGAGGCCGUCCGCAUCGCCAAUGACACGGUCUACGGCUUGAACAACGCCGUGGGCAGCGCCUCUCCGGAGAAGGCUGUAGCAGUGGCCCGGAAGCUUCGCUCAGGCAUGGUUAUGAUCAACGACACGUCCGUCAUGCCGGAUGCGCCCUUCGGGGGCUACAAGCAAAGCGGAAACGCGCGUGAGUGGGGACUGAUGGGGCUUGAGGAAUACCUGGUCACGAAGACGCUGGCUGGAAAGCCUCCUUCGAAACUUUAA
Symbiodinium natans is the source of this 1545-nucleotide messenger RNA. NCBI's taxonomy places the organism in Eukaryota, Dinophyceae, Suessiales, Symbiodiniaceae. The record is from the annotation of a GenBank genome assembly.